Eimeria acervulina is the source of this 1002-nucleotide messenger RNA. Its product is annotated as 46 kDa FK506-binding nuclear protein, putative. The coding region runs from base 1 to 1002 and encodes 333 amino acids. Lineage: Eukaryota; Apicomplexa; Conoidasida; Eucoccidiorida; Eimeriidae. The transcript has 6 exons. The record is from RefSeq and is a predicted model, not a curated record.
AUGAUGUUCGCAAAGAAUCUGAAGCCCGGUCAGACGGUGAAGGUAACUCCCGAAGAUGGGGGUGAAAUAUUGCACAUUUCUCAGGUUUGCAUGAGCAAGCCUGUGGAUGGCAACAGGACAUAUUUGAAGAUUGUUCAGGGAUCUCAGAGUUUCGCCGCCUGCGUUCUGCAACGUGAUAAGCAAGAGUCAUGCAGCGUUGAUCUAUUUCUUUCUGCUCGUGAAGGCAUUCAACUAGCUCUAGAAGGAGGAAAGAAUGAAUUAAGUGUAAUUGGGUACUUUGAACCCGAGCCAGAGUCAGAGAGUGAGGAUGAAGGGGAUAUGGCUGGCUUUGAAGGAGAAAGUGAAGAAGAAAGUGAAGAAGAAGAUCUUUCUGAAGAUGAAACAGACGGAAUGACGGCUCCUGUCAUCAGAGACGGGCGUGUUGAGGAUUUGGAUGCCCAGGAAGAAGAUUCGAAGAAGAAGGCGAAGACAGCAAAUAAUAAUAAGAAGACUCAAGCCUUAAAAGCACUUCAAGCUGCUGCAGCAAACGAUGAUGAUGAUGAAGAUGAUGAAGAUGACGAAGAAGAAGAUGAAGACGAAGACGGAGAUGAAGGAGAGUCUGAAGACGAUGAAGAAAAUGACGAUAAUGAAGAUGAUGAUGAAGAAGAUGAUGAAGAAGAUGAUGAAGAUGAUGAAGAAGAAGAAGAAGAAGAAGAACCAGCACCUACACCUCAAGAUAAGAAACGCAAGGGGCAGCAGCAGCAGCAGAAGCAGCAGCAACAGCAGCAAGGCAACAAGAAGGCCAAGACGCAAGCAGCUGCAUCAUCAUCUGGUAGCGGGGGAGGCGAUGAAGCUACAUAUAGAAAUGCUUUAAUUGAAUUCUUAAAGAAGAACGGACCAACGCCUUUAGCUUCUCUGGGACAAAAGGUUAAAAAACCUGCAUCUCUUCCUAAGAUGGCGGCGUUCUUGAAGGCGAAUCCAAAUACAUUCUCUGUUGAAGGAGGAAAGUGCUCUUUGAAAUAA